Molecule: messenger RNA, 2178 nt
Organism: Chironomus riparius
Lineage: Eukaryota; Metazoa; Arthropoda; Insecta; Diptera; Chironomidae
Source: the annotation of a GenBank genome assembly
GAAUUUUAUAUAAAAUUAAACAAUGAACCUUUAAAAUUAAUUGAAAAAGUAGUUUUUAAAGGCUCAAUAAAGCAGUCAUAGCCAUAUAUUAGGAACCAACUUCCGUUGAUUUUAUCGUAUGAGUAAAAUAUUGUACCAAACAUAGCCCAUUUCGUGAAAUUAACAAAUUAUUACGAAAAAUCAGGGAAAUAAAUUAUAGAUUUUGUAUCUAAUAUGAAUGACGUAGAACUUUCGAAUGAGGAGACCGAAAAAGUUCUUCAGUUCCAAGAACUGACAGGAAUAGAUGAUAUCAACGUCUGUCGAGAUAUUUUAAGUCGUCAUCACUGGAACUUGGAAAUAGCAUUUCAAGAGCGUGAAAAAUUAAAUGAAGGCGUUCCAUCCUUAUUCUCCACACAAGAGACACGAGCACCAGCCGUACUCAACGAUCGCUUCUUACAGCAUAUAUUUAUAAGCAAUAAUCGUAAUAAUAAUAGUCCUAGUUCUGGUGGAAUAUUUGGAUUAUUUAGCUAUGUUAUUAAUUCACUGAUCAAUUGGUGCUACUCGACACUAUCAUCGUUCAUUCAGACACUCCUAUCUGCUUUUACAGAGCGCGAAAGAAUUGCUACUAAUCCUUUAGAUGAUGUCCUUAAAUUUAUACAAGAUUACAAUACAAAAUAUCCAGUUCACCCAGUUUUCUAUCAAGGCACAUAUGCUCAAGCAUUAAAUGAUGCAAAACGUGAACUCAAAUUCCUCCUCAUCUAUCUUCAUUCCGAAUCAUCAUCACCAGCCGUUAUGUCUGGUCAGCAGAGAAUUACUGAAACAAUUAAUUUCUGUCGCAAUACAUUGUCAAAUGAAGAUGUAAUAAGUUACAUCAAUAGACAUAUGCUAUUUUGGGGAUGUGACAUUUCAUCACCUGAAGGUUAUCGUGUUUCUCAUUCUUUUAAUGCACGUUCUGGUCAUUAUCCUUUCAUGGUCAUAAUUGCAUUGCGUGAUAAUAAAAUGACAAUUAUGGGACGUUUAGAAGGUGAUUGUAUAGCUGAUGAAUUUCUUGUACGAAUGCGUCGUGUUGUGACUGAUAAUGAGAGAUGGUUGAAUGCUGCGCGUCAUGAAAGACUCGAAAGAAGCUUUAAUCAAACAUUAAGAGCUCAACAAGAUGUAGCGUAUGAAGAAAGCUUAAAGGCUGAUCGUGAAAAGGAAAGAAGACGUCAAGAGGAACGCGAAGAGAAGCAAAGAAUUGAAAAUGAAAUUAAGGAAGCUGAAGCAACUGAAGAAAGAUGUCGUGACUUGAAAGAGCGAGUGAAAUUGGAAUUGGUACAUUUAGUGCCUUCAGAACCGGCUGAUAAUGAUGCUGAUGCCAUUAGUAUUGUCUUUAAACUGCCAAAUGGUAUGAGAAUCACUCGACGGUUCCUUAAAAAUAAUUCACUGAAUGACAUUCACAACUUUAUUUUCUGUCAUCCCGAUGCACCAGACAACUUCGUGCUAUCCCAAAACUUUCCAAAACGUAUAUUAGAAUGUGGAAAAGUCUCAACGGAAGGCUGCACUGGAUAUGAAUCGACAGCAGAAAUAAUUGAAACACUUAUAAGCAUUAAUACACUUAGUAUAUCAGACACUGGUCUACAAAAUCGCGAAGUUUUGUUCGUCAGUGAUUUAGAUGCAUAAAAGAAGACGAUUGGAGCAGCUGCAAAGCGGCAUUUGUGGGAAAUUCAAAAUGUUGUUUUAGAUAAAUCUUCAACCACAUUCAAUUUAUGAUCAUCAUCACCAGUUAUAGCUUAGAGUUUAAAACAUAGCAGAAAAAGGCGUAAAAAUUUUUUGUGUUUAAUUCCAUUUUUUUGUUUCUUGUCCUGCAUUUAUGUUUUUUUUUUUCGACAGAAUUGUGCAAAUUUAUAGUCUUGACUAUACUUAUUUCUUGUUCCGUACAUUUAAAAAGUUUCAAAUUUCAAUAUACUUUUUUUGUUUUCCUGGUAAGCAACUUGAGUAUUGUGUCUAUGCUUAGACCAUAGAAAGCUUCAAAUUGUCUGACUUAGGGCAUUAUUUCUUGAAAUUAUUAAUUAUGAGUUAUAAACUACUAAUUAUUCUGUUUUGUGGGAAAUGAAUAAUCAGUGAUUAUUUAAUAAAGUUUAUUGGAAAAUUUUUAAUUGCUGAUGUGUUUAUUAAUUUUGCUAACAGACCUUAGGUCAUGCAAUUAUGACGUCCAUUGAA